This is a messenger RNA of Symbiodinium natans, 387 nucleotides long. The record is from the annotation of a GenBank genome assembly. Lineage: Eukaryota; Dinophyceae; Suessiales; Symbiodiniaceae.
AUGGGUAUCAGGAUUUCUGCUGUGUGGGCUGGCUGUUCGGCUCAGUGCGCUUGUAGUUCCCGGGCAUGUCUUCAAGCGCAUCGUUGCAUAGGUCGAUGUUGCACUUUUAAGAUCUCCCCACCCCGAGCCCCAAAGCAAGGCACCCGAUACCUCGGCUCAUUUAUACUCGUACUGCACGAGGUUCUCCGAAACAAGCUGGAAGAGACCCAGCAGAACUUGGAGGUUCGCUGGGAGUUGCUGUUUGGUCCUCAAGAGUUGCUGAAAGGGCCUUCAAGUCGGGGCUUCGACGCCUCUCCCUGCGAGGAGCAGGAGCAGACGCUCGAAGCGAAGAAGAAGGCGGUGGCUACAGCCAAGGACACUGACUUCAUGAACUUCAUGAACUGCUGA